Molecule: messenger RNA, 2283 nt
Organism: Salvelinus sp. IW2-2015
Lineage: Eukaryota; Metazoa; Chordata; Actinopteri; Salmoniformes; Salmonidae
Gene: pbxip1b
Product: pre-B-cell leukemia homeobox interacting protein 1b
Cellular component (GO): membrane
Source: RefSeq, a predicted model, not a curated record
UGGAGCGGAUCGGAAGGAAGGAGGAGGAAGAGGAGGAGGAGGAGGAUGAGUUCCGGAUUCUGCAGCAGAGGGAGCAAGAGGAGACUGGUUUCUCUCUCAACAAGUGCAUCCUAGGAGCUGUCAUACUGCUGGGCCUCGGAACCAUCUUCUUCUCAGGUGUCUUCAUGGACCUGGAUGGUGAGGGGGACUAUGAUGCCAGGGAGCUGAGAGAAACAGAGGUGGUGGGAAAACAGGAAUGGCUGAAUCCUGAGGUUCCUCUUCCUCUUGACAGUACAGACCAACUGAAUAAACUGGCUAAAGAAGACCCACGGAUAGCUGUACUGCAAGCCCAACUCAUGGCACAGAAAGAGGAGCUAAAAGUAGCCCAGAAGGAGGCGGAGGAUGGAGGGAAGGAGAGAAAGAAGAGAGAGGAGGUGGAGAAGGAGCACGGUAGGCUGAAGAAAGAGAUGACRUCGCUCCCUGUCCUUCAGAAGGAGAACGAGAGGAUGAAGAGAGAGCUGGAGUCUGUUCCUGUCUUACAGAAGGAUCUAGAGACACUCAGAGCCACAGUGACUGAACUAAAACACAGCACAGCCAAAGAAGCAGCAUCACCUCCAGUCUCUGCCUCUGUCCCGCCCCCCUCUGGCCAAGCUGGGGAUGACAGCCAGAACGCAGCUGGAACGAUAGAGAGGGAGGGCAAGAAACCAGGGAAGGGAGAGAAAACAGAUCAAAAAGAGUUGAAGGAAGAGAAAACGGAUUGGAAUAAAGGAGGGAAGACAGAUUGGAAUAAGGGAGGGAAGACGGAUUGGAAUAAGGGAGGGAAGAAGGAUUGUGAGGUAGAAAAAGAGUGGAGAAGUGGAAAAUAUGACCAGGAGAAAGAAGGAAAAGAGGAGAAAGAGUGGAAGAAGAAAGAAGACAAGAAGGGAGAAUGGAAGAAAGAURAAUCUAGCAGMGGGGAUGAGGGCAAACCAUGGAAGGACAGAGGAAACAAGAUGGAAUGGAAGGAGAAGAGUGAGAAAAAAGACUGGAAGGUGGAGAAAGAUUKGAAAAAGGAAAAACCUGAAAGAUGGAGUGAUAGCAAGGAGUGGAAAAAAGGCAAGGGUGACCGGAAGGGRAAAGAGGAGAAAAAUCAAAAGAAAGGAGGUUGGGUUGAGUGGAAGGGAGAGAAGAAUGGGAAAGAGGACACAAAUCGAAGAAAAGGAGGUUGGAAUGAGGGCAGGGAUGAGUGGAAGGGAGAGAAGAAUGGGAAUGAGGACAAAAAUCGAAGAAAAGGAGGUUGGAAUGAGGGCAGGGAUGCGUGGAAGGGAGAGGAGAAAAAUCGAAGAAAAGGAGGUUAUAAUAAGGGCAGAGAUGAGUGGAAGGGAGAGAAGGAGUGGAAGAACGACAAGGAUGACUAUAAGGACCUUGGCAAAGGAUGGAAGGAGAGAGGAGAGAAAAAGGAGUGGAAGGGAGAGAAAGAUUGGACAAAGAAAGACGUCAGUAAAGAGUGGAAGAGUAAGGACAACAGGAGAGAAAAUGAGUGGUCUGAUGGAAAUAGAAAGAUGGAAGGCUUGAAGGAGAGAAACGGUGGAAACUGGGAAAAGGACAGAGGGAAUGACAAGUACGAGAAGGACCACCACCACUACUCUAAGGAAGGGCAGAAAGAGAAAGAGAGGAGAAAGAGAGAAAAGGGCCCACCCCAAACCCACCGCAGACCCCCCCUUGAGCAACCUGACUACUGGAGUCACCAGAGAGAACGACUGCAGCACAAACCCAACCCUCAAACCCACUGCAGUUCAGUGGAGGCCUGCGCCCAGGCAGAGGGGCUGCUCCCUGUCACCAUGCCGGAGUUUGAGGCCCUGCUCCUGGGUUACCUGGUCAAGGCAGAGAGGGUGGGGGUGGAGGCCUCCAAGAGGGAGGAGCUCAGUAAGCUAACCAAGGAGUUCUUCAGUGACGGAGUGUUCGUUCAUGACCAGAUGAGCUUCAAGGACUUUGUGGAGGAUGUGGAUGACAUCUUAGAGGAUAUGGUGGAGGAUGAGGAGGUAGAGGAGGAGAUGGAUGACUUUGAGGAAGAAGCCAUGAACAGGUUUUCAGUUCCAGGGGGAGGAGAGAGGGAGAAGUGGAGGAAGGAGAGUGGGAGAGGACSGGUGUGAUGGAGUGAGAAAGGGAGUCAACGCAUGUCAGGAGGAGCGGAAAGAUGGAGGUGGAGGAAAAUAGAUGGAUGUGCUGCAAGGUAGAAUUUAGGAGGAGCAACACACACAUACAUAUAUAUACUACCACCGUAGAGUUUGGGGUCAUUUAGAAAUGUCCUUGUUUUUGAAAGAA